Messenger RNA from Salvia hispanica, 1437 nucleotides. The record is from RefSeq and is a predicted model, not a curated record. NCBI's taxonomy places the organism in Eukaryota, Viridiplantae, Streptophyta, Magnoliopsida, Lamiales, Lamiaceae.
AUGGGCGUGUUUGAGGAAGAUGAUGCAAUCUUAGUCUCAACAAUCAUUAAGCUAUGGGUUUCUGAAGGAUUUCUUAAACCCGUAGAUGGCGAAAUUUUGGAAAUAAUUGGGAAAGAGUUCUUAAAGGGCUUAGUAGAUAGAAAUCUCGUUCUAGUUGAUCAGUUGGGGAGCACCGGAAAUAUAAAACGAGUCAAGGUUCAUGAUUUGGUUAGAGACCUAUGCGUGAAGCAGGCUAAUGAAGAAGGAUUUUAUCAUGUUAUUGGAGAAUCUAGUCCUCGGGGCAUGAAUAGCCAACGCCGCAUUGUUAUACGCAGGAAAACUUCAGAGGAGAAAGUCUUUGAUGACUUGCAAUCUAUGCCACAUGCUCGUUCCAUUAUCUGCGAGCAUGGGAAAGUUCCACAAUGCCAAAAUUUUGGAUUGCUGAGGACAAUACACGCAUACAAAUUUCGUAAUUUUAAAGAGGAACACUACAUAAGUUCGCUUGUGUCUGGGUAUGUUAACUUGCGGCACCUUGUUGCUAAAGUUGACAGCAUGUCCCCAAUUUUUUCUUCCUUCAACCAUCUUUGGAAUUUGAAGACAUUGAUCAUAUUGUGUUCGAAUGAGUCUAUUGUGCCUACUGAGAUUUGGAAAAUGCCGCAAAUUAGGCACAUUGUCGGGAUCAGGAAAAAAUUGAUACUCGUAGAUCCUUCGAGUGAUGCUGCUGUCAUGGAGAAUCUAGUGGUACUUAGUGGAACGCUUAAUUUCAAGUUCACUGAUGACGUGAUUAUGAGAAUUCCUAAUAUCAAGAAAUUAGUGAUACAUUAUUCAGGAAGCAAGGAAAUGAGCCAUGAUGAUUAUUAUUGUUUAGGCAAUAUUCAAUGUAUGUCUAAAUUAGUAUCUCUACUUAUCUCCAGUGAGUCUCAUUUUAAUGGGAAUGCCUCUUUGGACAAGCUCACUUAUCCACAAACACUCAAGAGCUUAACUCUUGAGAGCAAAAGUGACUUUGAAUGGGAAAUGAUAUUGGGAAAGAUAGGUUCGUUGCCCCUUCUUGAGAAGUUCACGUUGUGGCGUGGAUGCUUUGGAACAGGCAAGUGGGAAGUCUUAGAAAACCAAUUCCCGUGCCUCAAGUACUUGAGAUUGGUUUCGUGUAAUAACCUGAGACAAUGGACCGCAGAAACAAGCUCAAUCUUUCCAUGCCUUGAGAAGAUUCGCCUUGAAAAUUUAAAAGUGUUGGGGAAUAUCCCAUCUGAAAUUGGAGACAUGCCGUUGCUUCAAAACAUAUGGAUACGACAUUGCAGCGAAGCAGCGAUGAUAUGUGCGAAGGAGAUUGUAGAGGAACAAAUGUAUCUACAAGGGGAGAAUCUUCCCUUUGGAAUUCAGGUUAUGGUUCCACUUCAUAAAAAGGAAGCAAUGCAAAGUAUGGUUGGUCCCAACUUUGAAGUUGUAUAUACCGGAUAG